Messenger RNA from Lodderomyces orthopsilosis Co 90-125, 582 nucleotides. RefSeq lists its product as uncharacterized. NCBI's taxonomy places the organism in Eukaryota, Fungi, Ascomycota, Pichiomycetes, Serinales, Debaryomycetaceae. Bases 1 to 582 code for a protein of 193 amino acids. The record is from RefSeq and is a predicted model, not a curated record. The transcript has a single exon.
AUGUCUGAUCCAAGAAACACAACCGAAACAACCGAGAAAACGUCUACACCAUGCCUAGGUGAACUUUUGAAAACAGUUACAGUCUUACAAUCAAAAGCUUAUCACAUCAAAAAUAUAAUCUACAAAAGUUGCAAAGUUCAAGAAGGUGACACACCACCGUUCAAAGUGGAUGACUUAUACGAACAAUAUGUAUUAUUGAUCAAGUCAAUUCGUUGUGCCAAGAUGCAAAUCCAACAAUCCAACGUCCUACCACACGGAAACAAUUGUACCAACUCCAAUGUCGAUGCUGGAGAACAUGAUGAUAAAGAAAACCUAUUUCAAAGCGAUACCAAGUUUGAUGACGAAGAAGAUGAUGAUGGAGAAGUAAUGAUGAAACUUCUCGUACGAAAAGAUAUCAUGAAGAGACACCUGAGCUUGCUUGACAGGAUAAUUGAUGAUAGUUUUCCCAGUACUUCAGGUUUUCGGAAAAAGAUUAAAGAUGUAUCACAAGUGAAUGUAGUUGAAUAUGAUACCAAGUACCGAGCAUUACGUGAACAAAUAGUUGAUUUAGAACUCCGGAUUCAGAAACUUAAUUGGAAAUAA